UUAAUUAUUUUUUUUUACAUUAUUUUUGCAGUGGUUCGAAGAAGAGGUGCAGAUGGCCGGAUUCCAGUCCGCACGUUAGACCGGGGUGCAUCUUCAUCUGCAGCUGCAGCUGAGCCGACUGGAUAUCCAGGAGGGCCGUACGAUACAUCGCUUUUGGUGAAGUACGAGCAUCAUGUUGCUCGACAUAUAUGGUUCGGUGAGGAAAGAGGACCAAAGAAAGAGUUGAAGGUUGCCGGACAUGGACUGAAGUUGAAUUCUAGGGUUCCAUUGGCUCUUCCACCACAGAUGGAGAGUUGGGUAUCUAGAUCCGGUUUAGCUUCACUGCAGAGAACGAGUCUGAACAAGAUAGACACAAAUCUUGUCUCUGCAUUUGUGGAAAGAUGGCAUCUAGAGACAUCUUCAUUUCACAUGCCGUUUGGUGAAAUGAGCAUUACUUUAGAUGAUGUCGCAUGUCUACUUCACUUGCCCAUUAGGGGUAUCUUUUGGAGUCCUCAGGAUGUGACUGAAGAGCUAGCUGUUGAACUUGCUGUGGACUACCUAGGAGUGUCACAGAGUCAGGCACAGUCACAUGUUCGGAGCUGCAGGGGGUCGUAUUACAAGUUGGAGUGGUUAUAUGAUAUAUUCGUACAUCAUAGGGCUGCUUCCAGCUGGGCAUAUGCGACUAGAGCAUAUCUAUUGAUGUUGGUGGGUUCCACCAUAUUUGCUGAUAAGACCUUUACACUUGUAGAGGCACGAUACCUCCUCCUGUUUAGGGACUUGGAUGGAUGUUCAGGAUAUAGUUGGGGAGCAGCUGCACUAGUUACCCUCUACCGAUAUCUUGGAGAUGCGUCCAUGUACAGUUGCAAACAGCUAGGUGGAUAUCCUACUCUCCUACAGUGUUGGAUUCACGAGCGAUGA
This is a messenger RNA of Lathyrus oleraceus (garden pea), 897 nucleotides long. RefSeq names its product protein MAIN-LIKE 1-like. The record is from RefSeq and is a predicted model, not a curated record. Gene Ontology annotation, biological process: meristem development; meristem maintenance. Bases 286 to 897 code for a protein of 203 amino acids. Lineage: Eukaryota; Viridiplantae; Streptophyta; Magnoliopsida; Fabales; Fabaceae. The transcript has 3 exons.